AUGUCAGGGGUAAUAUGGAAAUUUUUCUUUGCGUCAGCAGCCAUGUGGAUGGCACCUGUUGCAAUUCUAUAUGCCUUCAAUCAUAAAAUUCUACCAGGUAGCACACUGUUUCAUGUACUUUUUUGGCUCAUCUUUUUGUCAGUCACUAAACGUAUAUGAUUGCUUAGAAAACUUCAUAUUAAUGGUUUUUAAUUAUAAUAUCAAAGAAACUUUCCAUUUCUAUAUCUUCAGUAUAUCUUCGUGAUUCUAUAUGGCUUCUUAUUUCUACAAAACACAGGAAGACUAAAAAUAUGUUUUUCUCUUUCAGUUUUUUUUAUUUCAUUUGUGAGCUUUUACUGUUUUUACUAAAGAAAAAUAUGCCUAAUUUGAAGGUAUAUGCGUUGUUUUUUUUUCUUUUAUACCAAUUGUGGUAGCUUGUUAAGUUGCUGCAUUGAUCAAUUGGCAUCUCUUAGUUUUUGGGCUUUUAUACACCACACACCAAGUGGGCUACUCCAGCAGUCUUAUGUAACCUUCCCUCUCCUCAUCUCAACAUUCACUGCUCCAUUUCCCCACAUUCCCCACCUUUCUAGCCCAAGCUGGGUAGUCCUGCUCAUUUUGGUAAAUUCAACAGACCUGAGCGGACUAACAUUGAAUACUGUGUGUUUACAAGGGACACACUAAUCUGAGGCUUAAAAUUCUAUGGGGAUUUAUUAGGAACGGCAAGGGCUUAUAUAAAGGAAUUUAUUCAGAGUUUAAAUGUCCUAGACUUAUAAUGCUGUACUAUACUGGAGAUGCACGGAGUCAUUAUCUCCAUAGAUAAUUUAGGCUGUUCUAUACCAUACUUCUAUUCUAUACUCAUAGAGUCUUUUGAGUUCCCUCUUAGAGCCAAUGCAACUAAUUGCAAGGAAAUGUAAGAAUUCCUGAAGAAAAAAUUAGCCGAUCUUAGUUCCCUCUUUGUUCAAAUUCACGUAUCAAAAUUUGGCUUAAUUUAUGCUCCUUUAUUUCCAAAAUAUUCACAUGUGUGUGCAUCUCUCUCUCUCUCUCUCUCUCUCUCACACACACACACACACACUCGCUCGCUCUCUCCAUAUAUAUAUAUAGAUAUAUAUAUAUAUACACUCCUGGGAGGUCAGAAUGGUUCUCGAAAUGUGAUCAGCAGCUGCCAGCCCAGAUCACAGUCUGUACCAGACCACCGACUAAUCAAGAUCUUGAUUAUCCAAUUCUACAACUAUCCUAUCUGCAUUCUAGGCUCUCUCUGAUUUCUCUCCCCAGGCCUUUCACAGUCAGAACACCUGUUAUUUACUUGCUUAUUUUGCUCUGACAUCUUCUUCUACUAUCUUUCUAUUAAUGAGAAAGUUUCUUUUCUCAUAACAGGAUCCAGCGAACUUUCAUCGUCAUCACAGACUCUUUUGAGCGGAUUCCUGGCUGUUCUAUCUGUCAAUUUGGUGAUUGUGUUCUAUAUUAUCAUGGCUAUGAAGGAGCCCUCAACCAGUCAGCCUCAGCCAGACCCAGCUUUCCUAGCAGAUGCCAAAGCCAGCAUCAGCAAGCCUGUAACAACGAAGAGAGAUGAUUAUGUCCAAGAUCGCAACAAAGUGGAUUAG
This is a messenger RNA of Spirodela intermedia, 1580 nucleotides long. The record is from the annotation of a GenBank genome assembly. NCBI's taxonomy places the organism in Eukaryota, Viridiplantae, Streptophyta, Magnoliopsida, Alismatales, Araceae.